AUGCCUCAAGCGAAGCAUGCUUGCCGGCUGUGCGGUCAGACGGGACACCGUCAGGAGACGUGCCCGAGCACAGUUGGGCAGAUCAUCCGUGAUCUGAAAGCUAAGCUUGGACAGCGUGCCGGCAAAGCAGGCAAGGAGCGACGGCUGCGGCGUGUGCGCAAGGACGGCAAGCUGAAAGCACAGGCUACGCAGUCCUACAGUGGCAGUGCACAGAAGGCCGUAUGUUUGGGCAAGUGCACAGCUAGACAUGUUUUGUUCCGGGGAGCCCUGGACACGAUCGCCCGGCAGCUGCUCACGGAUGUCUCCGCGAAGGCCGACCAAGCAGCCAGCCUCACUACUGGACCAGUCGGGACUGACGGCGCGGCCGAGGGCCUUGUUCGGCAAGAGCUUGCCAAUGCCUUCGAGGCAGCGGCCCGUGGGGCGACUGUGUCUCCUACCGGGUCGAUCGAAGGCAGCGUUGUGAUGCCAGGAUCUGAGGGCGGCAGCAUGACGGAUGCCGAGCAGCUCGCGGCCGCGGCAGUGCGUGCCGCUGCCGCCCCGUCGUCCGUGGGAGCCAUGGAGCUGUUGCAGGAUUCACGGGAAGAUCCGGUGACGAUCCCUCCCUUGGCUAGCUUCGCGCAGAUGGGCGGGACUCCCACGGUUGUUUCCAUCGGGUCCGUGCAGCAACAGGCUCCGGGAAGCUCAUUGCCAUCCGGCGGCUCAUUCUCUGCUGGCGCACAGGCCACCGAGGUGGCCAUCGAGUCUGUCGCCCAGCAGCUGAUCACGGACGUCACUCGAAAGGUGGACCGGGCCGCGAGUGUAGCGACGGGUCCGAUGGAACUGGAGGCCGAGACGCAGGAUUUCGUCGAGGAGCAAGUGAACAAUGCCUUGCAGGCGGCAGCCCGUGGUGCAGUGGUGACUCCCACGGCAUCCAUAGAAGGCAGCGUGGUGAUGCAAGGGUCAGUGGACGGCAGUUUGACCGAUGCAGAACGGCUCGCGGCUGCAGCCUUCGUGAGAGCCGCCGCGACAUCCACCGCUGCCGCCGUUGAUGUGUCGCAGGAGCAAGCCGCUGUUAUCCCUCCUUUGGUGAUCUCGCCACAAGUCGCCCCGAGUCCAACAGUUGUCUCCGGUGCAUCUGCGCCAGACCGAAGCGGCAUGGCACUUGGAAUCGAGGUGGAGCAGGGUGCAGUCGCGGCAGUUCACCAAAAUGCAGGGCAAGACCGGACACCUUCAGCGACGUCGGCGCCGGGCGACCCCCGGGAAUUGGAUGCAGCAAUGGCUGCGAAAGAGUUGGUCACAGAGAUCACGAAUGACAAGGAGCUCUUGCCAACACCAGCCGAGGUGCCUGCCCACUCUGCCACUGGCUCUGUCGAAGGCGCUGCCACAGCACAAGGGUCGGACGGCGGCGUGAAUGUGCAGAUGGCUGAGCGACUGGCGAAUGCCGCCUUCGCGGCAAUCCAUCCGCCACCCUCCUCGGCAAUGGAGACGCACAUCUCCCAGGAUGGAGCCGUGCUGCCUCCCAUCGUCAGCUUCGGGCCGGGCGGAGUGCCCCUCACGCCGACUGUGGUCUCGAUCGAGUCUAUGGGCGCGGGCUACGGUGCACUGGGCGCAGAGAUGACACAA
Symbiodinium sp. CCMP2456 is the source of this 1602-nucleotide messenger RNA. The record is from the annotation of a GenBank genome assembly. NCBI's taxonomy places the organism in Eukaryota, Dinophyceae, Suessiales, Symbiodiniaceae.